UGUUAAACAAAAUCAGAGCAAACAUCUUUUUGGUUCAAAAUCUCCAGGAUUACAAAACUAUACCAAUAUGGCCUCGUUGAAUGUUCCAAACUUCGGAAAAGUUCUAAUAUGCCCUUACAACAUCUCGCAUCAUAUUAGUGUUACAGGCAUGCCGUCACAUUUAAUAAAAUGUCGACGACAACAUCGAAAUGCAAAAAUCGCCAUAUGUUUGUUCAACCGAACCCACUGCGUCCCGGAACAGGAGUUGGCAUUCCACAUGAAAAAUUGUCCGGACCGAGCAAUGAUGGAGACGUAUCAGUAUGUUACCUCGACGAAUGGCAACAUGUCUGAUUUGGCGCUUGACGCUGCUAUUAACGGAACGAAGGGCAAGCCAGACGACUACCAACCGUCUCAAACUGGUAAUGAUGACGAGAAUUGGGAUGAUAUGAAUGCCAAGCCGUACAACCCAGUUGCAUACUGUGAAACGCAUGCUGUGAUCCGCAAAGCCACUCACAAAACUGCCGCAGAAAAACGCCAGUUCUACGAAGAUGAGAAGCACCGUAUCUCCCAGCUCAGAAAGCGCAAUCUGUAAUCAUCUAAAUCGUCAUUAUUUUCAAUUUUAAUUUCUUUUUAUCCUCAAAUUCAAGGAAACUUUAAAUUAAUAAGUUUUCAAUAUAUUCAAAAUGUAUGUUAUAAGAUGACAAUAAAAACAAGUUUGUGUUACU
Messenger RNA from Anopheles nili, 704 nucleotides. Its product is annotated as gametocyte-specific factor 1 homolog. The record is from RefSeq and is a predicted model, not a curated record. The coding region runs from base 68 to 571 and encodes 167 amino acids. The transcript has a single exon. Lineage: Eukaryota; Metazoa; Arthropoda; Insecta; Diptera; Culicidae.